GGCUUUGCUGCAAACACAGGGACGGUCACUUCCAGGUCUGGAGGGUUGGGGGCCCCUCGGACUUGCCAUGGGGCCCAGCAGAUGCAUCUGGGAAGGAUGGACCUUGGAGAGUGAGGCCCUGAUGCGAGAGUUGAGCACUUGGCUCCUGAUCUGCACCUGCUUCGGCACUUGGGUCGGCUUGGGAGACUCCGUCCAAGGAGAAGGAGGAGGGCUCGGGGCUGGAUCUUUCACCUGCCUCAGCAACAACAUCUUAAGGAUUGACUGCCACUGGUCUGCCCCAGAGCUGGGUCAGGGCCCCAGUCCCUGGCUUCUCUUUACCAGCAACCACGCGCUGGGCAGCAAGCAUAGAUGUGUCUUCCGGGCCAGUGAGUGCACCGUGGUGCUGCCGCCCAAGGAGGUGCUCGUGCCUUCCGACAACUUCACCAUCACUUUCCACCGUUACGUCUCUGGGAGGGAGCAGGUCAGCCUGGUGGACCCACAGUACCUGCCCUGGAGACAUGUGAAGUUGGACCCUCCCUCUGACUUACGGAGCAAUGUCAGCUCUGACUACUGUGUCCUGACCUGGAGCGUCAGUCCUGCCUUGGAGCCCCUGACCUCCCUCCUCAGCUACGAGCUGGCCUUCAAGAAGCGGGAAGAGGCCUGGGAGCAGGCCCGGCACAGGGCUCACAUUGCCGGGGUGACCUGGCUCACCCUCGAAGGUGCCGAGCUGGACCCCGGUUCCAGCUAUGAGGCCCGCCUGCGGGUCCAGAUGGCCACCCCGGAGGAUGAAACGGUGGAGGAGCAGUGCUAUGCGGGCCAGUGGAGCGAAUGGAGCCAGCCUGUGUGCUUCCCCUCUCCCCAGAGCCCUGCCCGAGGCCCCCUGUUCUCACCUCGGGGGCAACCCAACAGCAGUGCCCUUGUUGCUAUAGCCGUCUUUCUGCUGCUGACCAGCCUGACCUACCUCGUGUUCAAGCUUUCACCCAGGAGGGGGCCCGUAGGAGACCGACCAGGUGCGGACUGGCAGCAGAAAGGGUGA
This is a messenger RNA of Leptonychotes weddellii (Weddell seal), 1015 nucleotides long. NCBI's taxonomy places the organism in Eukaryota, Metazoa, Chordata, Mammalia, Carnivora, Phocidae. The record is from RefSeq and is a predicted model, not a curated record.